Poeciliopsis prolifica (blackstripe livebearer) is the source of this 5294-nucleotide messenger RNA. RefSeq names its product rho GTPase-activating protein 7. The transcript has 17 exons. Bases 98 to 3334 code for a protein of 1078 amino acids. Gene Ontology annotation, molecular function: lipid binding; GTPase activator activity; protein binding. NCBI's taxonomy places the organism in Eukaryota, Metazoa, Chordata, Actinopteri, Cyprinodontiformes, Poeciliidae. Gene Ontology annotation, biological process: signal transduction; regulation of Rho protein signal transduction; actin cytoskeleton organization. The record is from RefSeq and is a predicted model, not a curated record.
GUCCAGCACAGCCCUCUGCCCGACGCUUCCCUUAUGGAUUAGAAAUUGUUGGAAGUUCUUCUCUGCAUUUGUCAUGUGAUGCUUCAACAUAUGGGAUAUGGCUCAGACCUCGGUUGUCAAAACCCGACUGAGGAGAUCCCUCAGCGAGCAUGUGAAGGACUCCACCAACAAGGCUUGGGAAGGUUUCUGGAGGACUGUGAGGGAGAGGCGCCUGUGUGAGAUUGAAGCCAAGGAGGCCUGUGAUUGGCUGCGAGCCGCUGGCUUCCCUCAGUAUGUUCAGUUAUUUAAAGACUGCAGAUUCCCCAUUGAUACUGAGGCUGCGAGAGAGGAUCACAGCUUCCUGGAUAAAGAUUCUCUCGAUUCACUAUGCAGGCGGCUGAUGACCUUAAAUAAGUGCAUGGAAAUCAAGCUGGAACUUUGGAGAUCCAAACACGGGGGAGAAGACUGGGAAGAGGAGGACUAUUGCGCUAUCAGCCAGAACUGGACCUACGAUAAGAGAACCCACCAGUGGCGGCGCAUUAACUCCUCCAAGGAGAUGCCAGAUGACCAUCAGGACGUCUGCUCUGUCAACAGCUCCAGCAGCACAGACAGCGAGCUCCACGACGCUCACGGGAAACUGGUCUCAACGAGCCAGAGCUCCACUGCCAACAGAACACAGUUGCUGGACACGUCCUACAGCGGCCCUCCAUCCCCCAAUGGAGGGUCGUCCACUAUAAGUCUGGAAGCAGAGGUGUGCUUCAGAGAAAAACCACCGAGGAAGAAGUGCACCACUCUGCUGAGGAAGAUGGAGAAGCUGAGGCUGAGGGGGGCAGCAGGCGGCCAUUUUGGGACCCGCCGUGACGUCAGUGGGCCAGUUCUGGACCGACACAGAGAGAAGAUUUACAGGCAGCUCUGCACGUCCAAUCUGCAGGUUCAGCCCAGCAGCCACUCAUCUUCAUCGCCCUCAUCUUCUCACACAAUGAGCAGCGGGAGCAGCAGCACCAGCCAAUCAGAAAACAGCAGCACCGUCAGCACGCCCAGCCCCGUCACCCGGGUCAGAGCCAAUUGCAAACGCUCCAUCAGUGGGGUCGAGAUUCAAAGUGACCGGAACCAGAUGGAUACCGAGGUCUUCAAGAACCAGGUCAACAACAAUAACAGCAGCCAUGACAGAAUGAUCUUCCAGGUCCCCCAUGGACACAAACCAGGGACUUUCCCCACCUCCCUCGCCCACAAACAUAUCCUCUCCCCAAUCAUCGACAGCAACUGUGUCAACUGGCGGACCGGCAGUUUCCAUGGCUACAGGGCUAGGCACGGGGGCAGACAGGGCGCAUCGUCUCUAGUUGGUGGAGACCAAAGUCCAGCGUCUUCGUCCACGUCCUCCGGACGUACCGGUGCACUAGAUCACCGGCUCAGUGUCUAUGACAACGUGCCUCAUAACGCACAGCUGUCUGAGGGGGAAGGUGGUGGAAGUGGAAGUGAUGCGGAGAGAAUCAGUGAGGAGUCAGAGGUGAGUCCACUGCUGGCAGAUGAAGAUGUUUUCUCCGCUCUUGACGGCGUUCUGGAGCGAAUCAGCAACCUCCAACAGCUUGUCGUCUCCUGGUCGGAAAACAUCUCGGAGGACGAUUGUCAGAGAGGUUCCUCCUCUUCCUCACGUGACUCACCAGCCCACAGAUCCCCCUGCCCCGCCUCCCCUAGCCACAUCCACCUGGAGGUGCAGCAUCCAGAGGAGGAAGAAGAAGAGGAAGAGGAGUGCUUUGACAAAGUAACUGAUGUGUCAGAGAUGAGUGGAUCACCACCACCCAAGAGGAGGGUGAGCCGGUCCAGGCAGCGGAACCGUGCCUACCUGACCUCCGGUCUGGAGAUCCAGUCCGCUUCCCAGAUCCUCCGGCUCCAGAAGCUGUCUCUGCUCAAACUCACUGCACUGAUGGACAAAUAUUCCCCAUCCAGCAAGCAGGGAUGGAGCUGGACUGUUCCCAAAACUCUGACGAAGACCAAGGCGACAGCUGAGGUGAAAGGUCGGCAGGUGUUCGGGGUUCCUCUGCUCGUCAGUGUCCAGCAGACAGGAGAACCACUUCCUCCCUGCAUCCUCAGAGCACUGGUCUACCUGAGGACCAAGUGUUUGGACCAGUUGGGUCUUUUCCGGAAGCCUGGAGUGAAAUCUCGUAUCCAGUUCCUGCGUGAAAUGAUUGAGUCGGAUCCAGACGGAUUUUCGUUCGAGGGUCAGUCAGCCUUCGACGUUGCCGACAUGGUGAAGCAGUACUUCAGAGACCUACCUGAACCCAUAUUCACCAGCAAACUCUGUGAAACCUUCCUCCACAUUUACCAAUACUUUCCGAAGGACCAGCAGCUGGUUGCAGCUCAGGCGGCCAUAUUGCUCCUUCCUGAUGAGAACAGGGAGGCUCUGCGGACGCUGCUGUUCUUCCUGCGAGACGUCGCAGCCUGUGUUGACGAGAAUCAAAUGACCCCCACCAAUGUGGCUGUCUGCCUGGCACCGUCUCUCUUUCACCUCAACACCAUAAAGAGGGACUCCAACACAGCCAGAUCGGGUCACAGGAAGUACAGUCUGGGUCGACCGGACCAGCGCGACCUCAGUGAGAACCUUGCUGCCACUCAGGGACUAUCCAUCAUGAUAACAGAGGCACACAGACUUUUCCAGCUUCCGGAGUUUUGGCCUGGACAGAGUUUAAUAGAGGAUUGGUCUGAAGGAGGCGAUGAGGAUCUGGAGGAGAGAAGAAACCGUCUGCAGCAGAGAACGCAGCAGCUGCUGAGCGACGCUCAGGAGAAGAGCGGAGGCUGGGAGGACUAUCCCGCCCUGCAGGACGUGGAGCUGGCCUACAAGAAGAUGAGUGACGGCUGCCCACUGUGGACGUGGCGAGGCUCCGUGGAAGUGGCCGCUCCGCAGCAGGAGCUGCUGCAGCGGCUGCUGCGGGAGCAGCCGCUGUGGGAGGCAAACCUGCGCCGGGCCGCCGUCAUCCGCGCUCUUUCCAAGGACGCCGAGGUGUACCGCUACAUGCUGCAGGGCCGAGGCCACGCACUGGGCUCGCAGCCCCCGCAGGAGACCCUGCUGCUCAGAACCUGGCAAGCAGAUCCGUCCUGUGGGCCUGUGUACCUGUCCUCCAUGUCAACUGAGGUUCCUGAGGUCCAGGCAGAUGGAGUCAGGGUCCAGGUCCACUGCUGCCUUUACCUGCUGGAGCCCACAGGGGCCAUCAGAACCCGACUGACUCACCUCUGUCGCACUGACACCAGGGGACGGUCUCCGGACUGGCACAAGAAGGUCAGCGGACACCUUCUGGUCUCGGGUUUGUUGGCGGUCAGAGACUCCUUCAGAACCGACUACAAGGAAACUAAAAUAUGAGUCUGUCGCAUUUUCGUCUUCUACGCAUCCAAGUGCCUCCAGUUUCAGAACAUGGAGUAACAAAGUUCCCCUGAAAUGUUUUGGAGGUUGCUGAAAUCACUUCCUGGAGGCAAAGGAAGAAGCAGGGGAAAUACCUCACCUGCCUGGACAAAGACAAGAAAUGAGGACAAAUAACUGCAGGAAACAUACAUUUAAUCCCCCAGAUGUUUGGCUUCAGGGGAAUCAAACCAACAAUCGCAACAAACAUCAGAGCUAAGAGACUCAAAAGAAAGAAAAACGGCAGUGUCGAUCACCUGUGAAGAAAAAGACCUGAGUGUUUGGUGUAUCUGGUGUGAAACAAACAAGAUCCAGGCAGACUAAUUAUUUAAAAUUUUGUUUGUGAGUAAUGAUGGGAUAGAGAAGGGAAAUAAAUCACUCUGUGACAUACUUAAGCAUCUGCAGUGGUGAUUCAGGACUAAAACAAAGAUCCUGGAUCAGGUUUCCCUCUUGGACCUUAACGCUUAGCUAAGGCUAUGUUCACAUAGCAGGUGAUGCAACCCACACCCAACAUUUUCACCAAAAAAAACCCUGAUUUGUGCUAUUUCCAUAACUAUAUCAGACAUAUAUCUGAUUGUUUUUUGAUCUGCAGUCUGAAUGGUCACAAGUUACAAUUCUACAUGUAAACAAAGGUGGAAAACUAAAAUGAUGAACUUAUAGCUGUCCCAGUCAGACCAGCCUCUGUCACAUCCAAACACAUGAGGAUUAGUCAAUGAAUUGCCUAAUGUACAGAUUUUUUUUUAAUUGUAUAUUUCUGAAAGAACACUUAGCGCAGUAAAUAAGUCAAAACUGAUCAAAAAAAUGUUUUGCAUUUAAGAUAAGAAAGAGCAACUUUUAUCUGUAAACAUGUUUUUUUUCCCAGAACGUAAGUGGCCUAGCUGUAGCUUCACCUUGUUUAAAUUCUGUAAAAAAAAAAACGAUAAAAAAAAAAAAAAACUUCUAUAAAGCACAUUUUGUUGUCUGAUUAUUGAUGGGUUAUAGUCAACAGAUCCAAUCACUGUGAUCUGAUCACUGCUAAUAGUUUUUCUGUAAUGAAAAAGGAAUUGACUACUUUCUGUAGUCAAUUUCUGUAUUGACUACAGAAAAAAAACUGUAGUGAAUAAACUUUAAAAUCAAUCAAUAAAAGAUCUAUUAUUACUUCCAUAAACAGUGUCACAUUCUACACACCUGGUUCAGCUAGAAGUCUGAUUGACAUUGUAAAAAUCUAAACUAAGCAUCAAGUCCUGUUGUGUGGACGCAGCCUUAAUUUAAACUGGAUGUUUGGACCAGACUGGGUGUGUUAUGGUGUCUUGGAGUUGAUGUAUUGAUUACAGAUUUUUUGUUCAGGCAAAGCUAAAUAUCUAGAAACAUUUUGUUACUCUAUGUGAGUGAUGGACAGUUUCUGCAUCUCUUUCUUCUUGCCAAGUUGUGCCUGAACCAUUUUUUUUAAAAUUUGUUUAUUGUUUUUUUAACUAUAUGUAAACACCAACACAAGUAAACAAGAACAACCCAUCCCGAACAAACAUGGAGCACAGCAGUGUCAACAUAAAAUAAAAAAAUAAAAGAAAUAAUUAAUUAAUCUAAAAAAAAUUAUAAUAACAAUAAUAAUAAAAAAUAAAUAAACUACAACAAAAAAAGACAUACAUACAGCCUACAUACACAAAGUACAGGCAGACAUUCCCAGGCAAAGAUUAAAAUAGUCAAAAACUCUCAGGUCAAGUGAGUGAUAUAGUAAAUGUAAAGAAAUAAAAAAUUUAUUAAUUAAUAAAAUAAGUAAAGAUUACAGUCUCUGUAAGAAAGAUUGCAUUUUAUUUUUGCAUUGCAUUUUAUUCUAUCUCUGAUUAUUUAACUUAAAUCCAGAUGUUUUUAUUUAAACCUCCAGGAAAAUAAGAGGUCUAACUUCAUCAGUGCCAAACAGCUAAUUAAAAUGUUUAAUUCUCUCUGA